Messenger RNA from Nematolebias whitei (Rio pearlfish), 1881 nucleotides. It is a transcript of the gene tead1a, whose product is annotated as TEA domain family member 1a. The record is from RefSeq and is a predicted model, not a curated record. NCBI's taxonomy places the organism in Eukaryota, Metazoa, Chordata, Actinopteri, Cyprinodontiformes, Rivulidae. The transcript has 12 exons. Gene Ontology annotation, cellular component: transcription regulator complex. Bases 310 to 1593 code for a protein of 427 amino acids. Gene Ontology annotation, biological process: embryonic organ development; regulation of transcription by RNA polymerase II; hippo signaling. Gene Ontology annotation, molecular function: RNA polymerase II cis-regulatory region sequence-specific DNA binding; DNA-binding transcription factor activity, RNA polymerase II-specific.
GGACUCAGGAGUUGGGCCGAGAGGUUCUUACCGGCGCCGCGGCCACCCGGAUCCGUGGGAAAGUGGGAAUUAAAGCGUAAAAGAGGCGUUUGGAUCGAGGUUUUCACCCGACACUGGAUUCUUCUUCUUCUUCUGAUUUUCCUUAUCGCUCCUGGUGGUCUCCACGUCCAGUUGCCCUUACUGCACCAUCAGCUUUCACCUUCUCCCCUUUUGGAGUUAUUUAUUACCAUUGUUGUUCGUUUGAGCUUGAAUUUCUCGCCACAACCGCACCGUCUGCGGCUUAUCGGCUGGGCAGAGUUAGCAGCCAGCAUGGAUCGCAGCAGCUGGAGUGGCAGUGAGAGUCCGGGGGAGGACUUGGACAGAAUGAGUGACUCAGGAGGGGACAAGACCAUGGAUGGGGACCCUGAGGGGGUCUGGAGUCCAGACAUCGAGCAGAGCUUCCAGGAGGCCCUAGCCAUAUACCCGCCUUGUGGGAGGAGGAAGAUUAUUCUCUCAGAUGAAGGGAAGAUGUACGGUCGAAACGAGCUGAUAGCCAGAUACAUCAAAUUGCGAACAGGGAAGACGCGGACGAGGAAACAGGUAUCCAGUCACAUCCAGGUCUUGGCUAGAAGAAAAUCCAGGGAGUUUCAGUCCAAGCUAAAGGACCAGAACGCCAAGGAAAAGGCUCUGCAAAGCAUCUCGUCCAUGUCCUCGGCUCAGAUCGUGUCGGCCACGGCCAUACACAGCAAGCUGCUGCCUGGGAUCGUUCGCGCCAGCUUCCCUGGCAAUGCACAGCUGUGGCAGGGGAUGAUUCCAGGAGGACAAUCCAGCUCCACCACAGAGGACAUCAAGCCGUUCUCCCAGCAAGCCUACUCUGUGCAGACGGCAGGGACCACCACAAUCACAGCCUACGAGCCUCCCGCUGCCGCACAAACGCACCGAGAGCCGGCGUGGCAGGGUCGCUCCAUCGGCACCACCAAACUACGACUGGUGGAGUUUUCAUCUUUCCUGGAGACGCAGAGGGAUCAGGAGGCAUACAACAAGCACCUGUUUGUGCACAUCAACCAGAGCAGCCCGAGCUACAGCGACCCGCUGCUGGAGUGUGUGGACAUCCGGCAAAUCUACGACAAGUUCCCCGAGAAGAAGGGCGGCCUCAAGGAGCUGUUCAGCAAGGGCCCCCAAAACGCUUUCUACCUGAUCAAGUUCUGGGCGGACCUGAACUACGUGCAGGACGACCCGGCAGCGUUCUACGGCGUCACCAGCCAGUACGAGAGCUCGGAGAACAUGACCAUCACCUGCUCCACCAAAGUCUGCUCCUUUGGCAAGCAGGUGGUCGAGAAGGUGGAGACGGAGUACGCGAGGUUUGAAAACGGGCGCUUCGUCUACAGAAUCAGCCGCUCGCCAAUGUGCGAAUACAUGAUCAACUUCAUCCACAAGCUCAAACACUUGCCUGAGAAGUACAUGAUGAACAGUGUGCUGGAGAACUUCACUAUUCUGCUGGUGGUGAGCAACAGAGACACUCAGGAGACCUUGCUGUGCAUGGCGUGUGUGUUCGAGGUGUCCAACAACGAUCACGGAGCGCAGCACCACAUCUAUCGACUCGUCAAGGAAUAACGCACUCACUCUCUCAGAAACACACAAAUAUGGCCUUUGCUUUGUUACUGGUGAUGCUGGAAGACAGAAUAGAUGCGUACAAAACAGAUCCCACAUCUGUACGAAACUUCAGCUGAUGCAGAAAAGAAAUGGCUGCAUUACUAAACAGAUAAUAAAGGGGUGAUCGUUAACGUCUGGAUACGGCGCCGUGUCCUGCAGUAACCUCCUCUACGGGACAAACGAGACGCAAAAAUCUCUUCCACAAACUGCCCAUCAGUAGCUCGUUAGCUGUUAAAAAAAAAAAAAAAA